GCUCAUCCUGGCUGAGCCGAACCAGUCAGUCCGUAGCACACCACAGACCACACUCGCUCCGUGCUCCCUCUCUCCAAUCUCAAAACUUUUCCCCACCCGAAACCCUCGCCCGCGGCCGCACCAUGCCGCCGCCGCCGCCGGUGCUGAUGGAAGAGCUCCUCGAGGAGGUCUUCUUCCGCCUUCCGCCGGACGAGCCCGCCUGGCUCGUCCGCGCCUCCGUCGCCUGCAAGCCAUGGCGCCGCAUCCUCGCCGACCGGGGCUUUCGCCGUCGCUACCGCGAGUUCCACCGGACACCUCCCGUCCUGGGAUUCUUCGAAAAGGGCGGCGCCCGCCUCGUCCCCGUCGCCUCCCUCUUCCCUGCCCAGGCCGACCAUCCCGACUGGCAUGUCAUGGACUGCCGCCACGGCCGCGCCCUCUUAGCCUACAUCGGGAAGACCGAUGACCUCAUCGUGUUGGACCCCAUGACGGGCCACCAGCGCCGCGUGCCCUCGCCUUCGAACAAUCUGAUCGGCUUCACUGCGGCGGUGCUCUGCGCCGCACAAGGCUGCGACCACCACGGUUGCCAAGACGGGCAUUUCCUUGUGGCCGUUGUGUGCCCCAAGAAGCUUGAGGAAAUCACAUUGGGCUGGCUGUACUCAUCUGAGACUGACCUCUGGACGGAGUUCGCCUCUGUUCAUCGCCCCAAUGCCAAUUAUUUCUCUAACAUGGAUGCGCCUGGCGUCCUUGUGGGCGAUGCACUCUACUUCAACAUUGAUGGCGUCAUUGAAUGCCAGCUUGGUACACUAAGCUUGUCAACGUUGGAGAAGCCGAUCGAUGGCAAUGGGACUCUCAUGAUGGCGGAAGAUGGCAGGCUGGGAUACGCUGCCGUGGUUGAUGUCACAGAUCUAACCCUGUGGUCGAGGGAGGCUGGACCCGAGGGAGCCAUGGGAUGGACAAAACUCAGGGUAAUCGAUCUUAAGACGCUACUCCCUGAUGGUGCCCUCUUUAUCACAACACAAUAUGGGAUCAGUAGGUCGCCGCGUUCAUUGAUGAUUAGUGGGAUCGCAGAGGGCACCCAAGUCAUUUUUGUGAGCACAUGGGUUGGUUCCUAUAUGGCCGAUCUCAAGUCUGGGCGAGCCAGGAUGGUCUCUCGUCCCGGCAGAAAAGUCUUCCCGUACAUGAGAUUCUACCUCCCAGCAAUGGAAGCAGCUUCCACGGGUCAGGGGUAAUGAGCUGGUGUUUCAAGUGUUUGUCAAGCUCUAGCUGGGGAUGUGGUAGUAGUGAUAGUAUUGGAUCAUCCGGUUGGCUGCUUGCAGUUAGUAAAGUUGCUGUUUCGCUGCUUGGCUGCUUGCAGUUUGAAAAGACCUUUGCAGUCACCGUGUGAUCUAGUGAGAUAUGGAAACCGGCUAUGGAGAAAGACCCAAACAUCAUGUAGAAUCCGAAGCGUGGACAGUUCUCUCGUUUUUCUUCUCUCUGUUUUUUUCCCAGCAGAAGACUUGACUUCAUCUAAAGCAGUCACCUGUGAAAGAAUGUUCCUGUUUUUCAGUCU
Molecule: messenger RNA, 1528 nt
Organism: Triticum aestivum (bread wheat)
Lineage: Eukaryota; Viridiplantae; Streptophyta; Magnoliopsida; Poales; Poaceae
Exons: 2
Coding region: 123-1208 (361 amino acids)
Molecular function (GO): protein binding
Source: RefSeq, a predicted model, not a curated record